AUGCCACCGACCGAAAGUCAACCAGAUGCCGCUCAGCGCAUGUACACUGAACGAGCAACCAACUAUGAGGAUUCUUGGCACCCCGACUACAGCAAGCGAUUCAUGGAACUUGUUCCCAUUAAACCCGGCGAUCGCGUUCUCGACCUCGCAUGUGGAACUGGCCUGGAGGCUGUCAUUGCAGCAAGGCACGUCGGCGAUGACGGGAUUGUCGUCGGUGUCGACAUAACUGAAGCGAUGCUCUCGGAAGCACGCAAGAAACUGGAUCGCGACGAAACAUUGCAUCGUCGUAUGAAACUCGUGCGACACAGCGUCACGGACUUGACUGGUUGUCCAAAUGUAGACAGGGACAGCUUUGAUCUCAUUCUAUGCUCAAAUGCCUUUGUUCUGUUCGAAAACCCAGAGGAAGUUGUCGCUCACUGGCGAGAGUAUCUCAAGCCAGGCGGCAGAAUUGCCAUCGACAUCACUCAUGAGUAUAAUCUUCGCUCGGGCCUGCUAUUAGAGAAAGUCGCUCGCCGAUUGGGCAUGCCAUUCCCCUCCAACCGAAGUUGGAUCAAGUCCAAAGAGUCUUUUAGUCAGAUAUUGGAAAGUUGUGGGUUUGUGGUUGAAAGGGUUGUGACUUUGGAAAAGAUUGUUGGACUUGGCUCGACGUAUUUCGGUCUUGACAAGGCAGAUGAGCAGUUUGACUACGUUGUCAAUGGCCCUCUGACUGCCUCGAUUGUAACGGAAGAGUUGAGAGUCAAGGGGAGAGAAUAUUUCAAAGAAGAGUGGCACAAUGCUGCAGUCGAUGGUGAGGUUGAGGUAUCUGAUAUUCUCUACGUCUAUAUCGCCAGGAAGGUUUGA
This is a messenger RNA of Fusarium mangiferae, 840 nucleotides long. RefSeq lists its product as uncharacterized. The coding region runs from base 1 to 840 and encodes 279 amino acids. The transcript has a single exon. NCBI's taxonomy places the organism in Eukaryota, Fungi, Ascomycota, Sordariomycetes, Hypocreales, Nectriaceae. The record is from RefSeq and is a predicted model, not a curated record.